Diversispora eburnea is the source of this 220-nucleotide messenger RNA. The record is from the annotation of a GenBank genome assembly. NCBI's taxonomy places the organism in Eukaryota, Fungi, Glomeromycota, Glomeromycetes, Diversisporales, Diversisporaceae.
AUGUCUCAAGAAAUUAAUCAAGAAAACACUAAAAAUAAAUUAGAUGAAAACCAAAUUAUUUUUAAUUUUAACAAUGAAUUAAGUGAACUUUUUACUCAAAUUAUUAGUGAAAAUGAAGAAAAUAAUGAUAUAGAAUUAUGUACAAGUGAAUAUAAUAAUGAUAUUGAAACAGAGUUAAAAUUAGACAACAAUAAUAAUGAACAAAACUUUGAUUAUAUAU